AAAAGGCGGAACAGAGUGAGAAUACCCAGGGAAAAUUGAAGAGGAGGAUGUGAAGUUAGGGAGCGUCGAUUUUCGCUUGCGUUAUUGUCGCUUUGCAUGCGGAAACUGUAGCAUCUCUCUUGUCUUCGGGGAGAUCUCUCUUCUGCUGGUCAUUUGUGUUUCAUCUUAUUGGUGUCUAGUGUUAUUUCUUGCAGUCAUCUACCAGUGAUUCCCCAAAAUAGUCAGUUAUCUCUGUGAAGAUAUCUGAUAUUUUGGCGAGGGCGCAAGAAAAUCAAUUGAGAUCUUUAGCAAUAUAGAGAGGAUAUAUUCUGAGGAUGACUUCGACGACCCAGGCUGAAAAUUAUCAAUUAAAGUGGCACUCCCACCUGUCGAAUUUGAAUUCUUCAGUCGCCACUCUUUACAGAAAUGACAAAUUCGCCGACGUGAUGCUCGUACCGAGCAACAGUGUUGACUGUGGUGUGGGGAUUCCAGCCCACAAAAUCAUCUUGAGCACCUGCAGCCACUAUUUUGCAUCGAUCUUUGAGAACAACCCAACACCACCAAAUUCCUUAAUUUAUGUUGUCCUUCCGGCUGAAUUGAGCCGUAAAUCUCUCCAGAUCCUUAUUCAAUACAUGUACAGUGGUGAAGCUACUGUUUCCAACGAUAUCCUCAACGAAGUCUUGCGCGGAGGGGAACUCCUACGCAUUCGGGGCCUUUGGCGCAGUAAUCAUCAUGGAUCAGACCCUCAGGGGCCAUCCCAACGUCCCGUAGAAGCUGCUGGUGCCACUAGGGUGAUCAAACAGGAUGUAAGUGUUAUCGACAAGCAUCUUUCAGAAAUGGGAGUUAAACCACCCAGCAAUGGAGCUCUGAAGGAGAGUCCUGUACUUGUGAUGCAUCCACAUGUUGCGACUCCAACUCCCUACACUCCUCCAAUACAGAAUCUUGCAGUGAAAAAAGAUGUGGCCAUAGAUCCUGGAGAAGGUAGACCAAUUCCUUCCAGCCACUAUGGGCUUGUAUCUCUCCAAAUUGCAGCCGCAGUAAAAAAAGCACAACAGCAUUCAGAAAAACGUACCAAAAGUUUAUCAGGUACAGGUGAAAAUGGCCCAUCCACCGUUGGACAAAGUCUCCCGGGAAAGUCUUCAGAGUCAUCUACAUCUCGUUGUGUUCUCACUAGUGAUCUUCGAACUGAAGCCUCAAGAUCUAGUGUGGAAUCCCGCCGGAUUGUUGAGGUUGCUCCACGUCAAGAUCUUCCUGAGGGUAGUCACGAACACGAUCUGAGCUUCCUGGGUAUUAAACAGGAGCCCGUGGAAUGGACAGAAUUUGAGCAACAAAAUGGCAUUGAACGCCAACAUAUGGAAAUAACUGUGAAACCAGAAAUGAUUUACCAGGAAGAGGCUCCUGAUGAACAUCCAGAGGAAAUGCAGGAACCUAUUUAUUCUCCACUUACUUGUGAAUUGUGCAGUGAAACUUUUACAAUUCCCGGCGAGUGGGUACGUCACAUCGAGAGUUUUCACUCAGAUUCACCCUCCCAGACAAUUCCCAAGAAACGUAGACGGACUGAAGAUACCGCGAGUGAGAACAUUGCUGCUCUCAGGUGUGAUCUCUGUUCCAUGUUCUUCAUAACACCUGCUGAAUGGGUGAGGCACGUACAAAAUACACAUACAGAGACGGAACUGGCCAUUUCCAAUAAUAGUGCACCACCAAAAAGGAACAUAAGAAUGAGUCGGCCUUUAGAUGGUCAGACACAAGAUAAAUCUUGCUCCAUCUGCCACAAGACUUUUCCAUCCUAUGCCAGCAUGGAGAUCCACAAGAGAACCCACACAGGCGAAAAACCCUUCUAUUGCAGCAUGGGAUGCAACAAAGGAUUCAAUGUAAAGUCUAACCUUCUGAGACACAUGCGAACGCUCCACAAUCAGCUCAUCAAUCCAUCGAGUGUUCAGGACCAGGCAGAUGUCGAUAGUGGGUCAGAAUGAUGUCCGGCUGGCAGCAGAGUUUCCAUGGCUUAAAACGGUUAGUGAUUUGACGGUGUAUGUUUACCAAUUUCUCUCAAUCUGAAAUCUCCUUGUCGUUGUGGUAGAAAGACAUAAGAUCCUGUUCCUCUAUAGAGGAUCCUCACUUCCUCAGUUAACAGGGAUGUGCGAGUUAGCUUAUUCAUUUCAUUUGAAAAUUUGAUUUAAACAUAAAUAAACGUUUGAACUUGGUCUUUUAGAUCUUAGAGAAUGUUCAACAAAAGAAUUGUGUAAAUUUUUCAAAUACUAUACACUAGUAAAUUACCUUUUAACAAACGUA
This is a messenger RNA of Phlebotomus papatasi, 2268 nucleotides long. RefSeq names its product modifier of mdg4. The transcript has 8 exons. Bases 315 to 1952 code for a protein of 545 amino acids. Gene Ontology annotation, cellular component: nucleus. Gene Ontology annotation, molecular function: protein binding. Gene Ontology annotation, biological process: regulation of transcription by RNA polymerase II. Lineage: Eukaryota; Metazoa; Arthropoda; Insecta; Diptera; Psychodidae. The record is from RefSeq and is a predicted model, not a curated record.